AUGCCCUUCUCGCGUCCGAAACCGUUUGCUAUGGUCGACGACCAGAAGAUGAGUUCACAGGCUUCAGCUGAAUACGAAGCUCGCAGAAGAUCCUCUUCUAUCAAAAAUGCUCUUACAAGCAUGAUUAAGACCGGAUCUACCAAUCUCAGCUCGGUAAACGGCCAUCAGCGCCCGCGUUCCCAGUCAGGAGCGGCACCUGUUUCCACUUCACACACAGGCUUUGCUUCCCUGCAUAGCUCUUUGAUGUCGCACGGAGGCUCACCGAGACUUUUACACAGCUGCGACGAUCACGGAGUAGCGCCGAAUGAAUUGGCCCUAGCAGAAAAUACAUCAAAACCAGUGUUCAGCGAAGACGAAGACGAAGAGGCAGAUAUAGAGUCAGGUGAAAAUUUGUCAGAGCCUGAAGAGCUCCAUACCAACUUCAGCGCUCAUACCUUGAAAAUGCCCGCUAACCAUUUAAAUGGUCGGAAAUAUCUACUCGAGUAUCUCUCCGAAAGAGGAUUCCUGCAGCCGAAAAGUCUGACCUCCAACAGAGAUAUCAGUAUUACUCUAGCUACAUCCUCGGAUGUUGUCUUUUUGCCCACCGUUUCGUCUCAGGAUGACGAAUACCUUAGCCAUUUAGCAAUGCUGAACGGCUCAGAGCCUACAUUUGAAGAGACCACUGCUUCCAGUAGACGUGAGCCAACUUCAUCAUCCACAGCCCAUCAAAACUCUGAGUCUAGGGAGGGCGUGUCCUCAGUCUCACCCGGAGGGCCCUCGAUUGACGCGGACGGUAAGAAUGUUCUUUUCAACUUGGCAGUCAUCGUAUCAUUUAAGAGGCCAACAACAGUUACAAAAAUAAAGGCCGAGCUUUUCUCAAAGGUUCGAAUCUAUUGGCAGCAUGGAGUGCCACCAGAGAAAGCUACAAAUGAAGAAUAUUACACUUUAGGAGAAUUGAAAUGGGAACUUACAGAGGAAAACUACAGUCUUUUCAUCCCCCGUCAUUUGUCCACAAAAAACAAGAUCGUAGAGCGUACAGAAAACUCUAUCAAAUCAGCCUUAUUCAAGAAUAACGACGAUUUGCUUUCACAGAAUUAUACGAAGAGAAAGGAUUCCGACGUUCGACUCGCUUCGUCCUUAGAUACUCUUGACAAAGAACGAACUUUUAAAUCGGGUGAGUACGUGUUCUUGCUUCCAGUAUUCUUCUCCAGCAAUAUUCCAGAAACUCUUUAUCUGCCCUCUGGGCGAGUCAGCUACCAGUUCCGCUGUGCAACAAAAUUGUCACCCAAUAAUUUCACGAAUAGCGACUCGAAAAGUGACACAUCUUCCUCUAACUCAGCCUUGUCCCAUGCUUCUGAGGAUCAGCACGCAGAGCCAUCGAGCCACAACAAAUUCGCCGGUAACAAACUUUUAAGAAAAGUGCGAGAUCAGUUUCAGGCAAGUUCUGGUGAUAAGACGAUUGCACAGCGAAAUGUUAUCAAGGCAGAUCAGACAAUUCAAGUGGUGCGCAUGCCUCCUACAAUUUCCGACUUCACAGCUGACAAGCCCAUUUACAUCAACAGAGUUUGGAAUGACGCGUUGUCGUACGAGGUCUCGCUAUUGAAAAAGUACGUUCCAGCUGGGAGCAAGAUACCCAUCAGAAUAAAACUAUCUCCAAUAAGCAAGGACACUUCGGUGAAGAGGAUUCGGGUGAGCGUUAUUGAAAAAAUCACUUAUGUUUCCAAAAAUUUGGAGUAUGAGUUUGAUCAGACCGAGGCUAUCGCAAACGAUCCAUACAAUCCUUAUUAUUCGGAGUUCGUCUGCAGGCGUAAACAAGAGCGAAUUCUGCCGCUAUGGGAAAUACGAUCGAAGGAAAAGGGUUGUAAAGCAAUGAAAGAGGACAUAGUCGAAAACUGCCGGUCAGAAAAUCUUUUAUCGUUCUCUUCCGUACCGUUGGAGGGAAAGGAUGGUAGUAAUACCACGGAUAUGGUGGAUCCCUUGGUCAUUGAUUCGGAAAUAAGCUUCCCGAAAUUCACGGCCUUGGACAAGAGAACAUCGAGAACUGUACCUCCUUAUGGUAUUGAUGAGUUUAUGAAUGCACAAAACCCAUCACAUCAGCCGCAAUCUACUUCAAGUGGUCCUUUGCCCAGGAGAAACAGCGCUGCAUCUGGCGUAAUAGGGUUUUUCGCAGGCCGUCGGGUUAGCACUCCUUUCGCCUCGCGUCGCGCUUCCACGUCUAGCGCUGUCGAGCCCGACAGAUCCACAACAACUUUCAAGUCUUCUUCCAAUAUAAGAGUAAGUGCUUACAGCCGUCUUAACGAGCCCAAACGGGGUCUGUACUUGGACUGUGUGAGCUUCAAGAACAUCCACGUGAAGCAUAAGCUAGAAAUCAUGCUGCGAAUCAGCAAACGAGCCAAGGACAGCUCCAGCAGUGAGAAGCAUUACGAGGUCUUAAUUGAUACGCCAAUAAUUAUUGUCUCCGAUCUUUGUGGUAGUUCGAAUAUUGAACUACCGACUUAUGAUGUCGCGACUCGCAUGAACUUGACUGACACGAUUGCUCCUCCAUCUUUUGAGGAGGCUGUCUCUGUUCCUGGAUCACCUGUAGCUUCUCCUCUCGCUUCUCCAAUUGGAACCCCAAACGUUUUUGGCUCCUACGACCCCGACGAUUUAUCCAUAAACCAGUUAUCCCUCUCCAGGGCUACCACUCAGAACAUGUCUUCAGACUCUUCGGUAUUAAACAUGCCAGCUCAUCCAGACAGACGCUAUAGCAAUAUAGAUUGCCUGAUAAACGCUUCUCCUGGUGGCUCCGAGUCGAAACUGUUCAAGGAAACCUUCGAGUUUAAACAUUCUACUAGCACGCCGGGACCCACGCCAGGGUCUCCAAGCGAUGAUGACGAGCCUCCUGAAUAUGAAAGGUAA
Molecule: messenger RNA, 2877 nt
Organism: Lachancea meyersii CBS 8951
Lineage: Eukaryota; Fungi; Ascomycota; Saccharomycetes; Saccharomycetales; Saccharomycetaceae
Source: the annotation of a GenBank genome assembly